Molecule: messenger RNA, 5949 nt
Organism: Cheilinus undulatus (humphead wrasse)
Lineage: Eukaryota; Metazoa; Chordata; Actinopteri; Labriformes; Labridae
Gene: ephb4b
Product: eph receptor B4b
Exons: 21
Coding region: 362-3325 (987 amino acids)
Biological process (GO): central nervous system projection neuron axonogenesis; cell surface receptor protein tyrosine kinase signaling pathway; axon guidance
Cellular component (GO): plasma membrane; neuron projection
Molecular function (GO): ATP binding; transmembrane-ephrin receptor activity; protein binding
Source: RefSeq, a predicted model, not a curated record
CCGCUCUCUGUCCCGGAGGGAAAAAAAAAACAGGGAAAAGUUUGAGGAAAAGGAUAAAACUGAGCGAAAAGGAGGAGAGGACAUACUCGGACACCAUGUUGGAUUUACUUUCAUGUCUUUUUCUCCUUUUCUGAACUUUUUUUCUGACUUUGGAGGCGUCCAUCUUGAAGUUUGGAGGAUUUUCUGCCCCUUCUUCUUCUCCUCUACCUUUAUAAAAACCGGAUCUGCUUGUGGAUUUUAUUUGACUUCUCAGCUCCAAUGAGGCGCGCGCGGCCGGCCGAGAGCGAGCCCAGCUGACGUCACUGAUCGAUAGUUGUGAUCGGCUGUCUGAUCGAGUUUGGCUUCGAUCGUCCCGGGGGGGAUGGAGGGAGUCCGGGCUGUGCUGCUCCUCCUCCCGCUGCUCCUGCUCCAUGGCUGCUCCGCCGACGAAGAAGUUCUAAUGAACACGAAGUGGGAAACGUCUGACCUUCGUUGGACGAACUUUCCUGCCGACGACCCCCAGUGGGACGAGGCGAGCGGAUUGGACGAUGAGAUGAACAGCGUGAGGACGUAUUCCAUCUGUACUCCUGACAGUCCGUCCUCCUAUUGGCUGAGGACUCGAUGGAUCCCGAGGAAGGCGGCGACGACAGUCUACGUGGAGAUCCGGUUCACCAUGACGGAGUGUGCCGGUCUCAACCGCCGUCACUGCAAAGAGACCUUUAACCUCUUCUACUACCAGUCUGACAGCGAUGAGGCCACACCCACUCACCCGGCCUGGAUGGAGAACCCGUACACCAAGGUGUCCACGGUGGCGGCCGACCACCUGCUGCCAACCACCUGCUGCCGGGAGAAACGCUCCAACGUCAAGCUGCUGCGCCUGGGGCCGCUCAGGGGGGCGGGGCUUUACCUGGCCUUCCAGAGCCAGGGCACCUGUAUGGCCCUGCUGUCUGUGCGCGUCUUCUACAGGAAGUGCCCGCCCCUCCGCCGUGCUUUCGCCUUUUUCCCUGAAACCGUCCCCCAUUCUCUGGUGGAGCAGGCCCAGGGUGUGUGCGUGGAGAACGCUGUCACGCCACCUGGUGAGCAGUCUCGGCCUCCCAGCAUGCUCUGCGGCGAGGACGGGCAGUGGGUGGGACAGCCGUCAUCCAGCUGUGCCUGUCGCCCCGGAUACGAGGCGGGUGACAGCGACGUACGCUGUCGAGCCUGUCCGUCUGGUCAGUUUAAGGCGGGGUCAGGACCCGCCGGCUGCAGCCCAUGUCCGGCCAAUAGUGACACACGGAUCCCCGGCUCCGCCUACUGCCCGUGCCACCAUGGCUACCACCGAGCAGACUCCGACCCACCACACUCCGCCUGCACCCGCCCGCCCUCUGCCCCUCGCUCCAUCGUGAGUCAGAUCAACGAGUCGUCAGUGACACUGGAGUGGAGCGAGCCGCUCGACCGAGGAGGGCGAGGAGACCUGACCUACAGAGUGCUCUGCUCCCGCUGUGGCUCUGCCUCUGUUACCAAGGGAUUGGCUGGUUCCUGUUCCCUGUGUGACGACAGCAUCCUGUACCGGCCGGCGCAGCACGGUCUGAUUCAGCGCCGCGUGGUCGUCUGGGGGCUUCGCCCACACACCAGAUACACCUUCACCAUCCAAUCGCUGAACGGUGUCUCAGCUCUCAGCCAAUCAGAACCGGCCUCCGACAGAGUCAACGUCACCACCAGCAGAGACGUUCCUCCCCCGGUGUUAGGCCUGAGGAGGGCGGCGGCCUCAGAGAGCAGCCUGUCCCUGGAGUGGAACGUUCCGGCGGUUCAGAGUCCGUACCCCAUCCUGGACUACCAGCUGCGCUACAGUCCGAAGGAGGGCGAGGAGGCGGGGCAGUGGCAGUACGUGUCCAGCAGGUCUUCUUCUGUGGUGGUGUCGGGGCUCCAGCGGGCUGCCCAGUAUCAGGUUCAGGUCCGCGCUCGCUCGCAGGCCGGGUUCGGAUCCUUCAGCACGGCGAGCAGCUUCAACACGCUGCCUGAUGGCCCGGCUCACUCACAGCUGGUGCUGAUAGGAGUUCUGGUGUCCAUGGGGAUCCUGCUGCUGGUUGCCAUGGCGAUGGUUACUCUGUAUUGUUACAGGAGGAGAGCGAGGGACUCGGACUUGAACGAUAAGAGCGGACACUACCAGAUGGGUCAGACGAUGAAGGUCUACAUCGACCCGUUUACCUAUGAGGACCCUAACGAGGCGGUGAGGGAGUUCGCCAAAGAGAUCGAGGCAUCCUUUGUGAAGAUUGAGGAGGUGAUUGGAGCAGGUGAGUUUGGCGAGGUGUGCCGUGGUCGGCUCAGAGUACCUGGCAGGAAGGAGAACUACGUGGCCAUCAAAACCCUGAAGGGUGGGUACACAGAGAAGCAGAGGCGGGACUUCCUGUCUGAGGCGUCCAUCAUGGGUCAGUUCCAGCACCCCAACAUCAUCCACUUGGAGGGCGUGAUCACCACGUCGUGUCCCGUCAUGAUCCUCACUGAGUUCAUGGAAAAUGGAGCACUGGACAGCUUCCUGAGGAUGAAUGACGGACAGUUCACCACUAUCCAGCUGGUGGGGAUGCUGCGUGGGAUUGCGGCUGGGAUGAAGUAUCUGUCCGACAUGAGCUUCGUCCAUCGAGACCUGGCUGCUCGAAACAUCCUGGUGAACUCCAACCUGGUCUGUAAGGUGUCGGACUUUGGUUUGAGCCGGUUCCUGACUGAAAACUCAUCAGACCCCACCUACACAAGCUCUCUGGGAGGAAAGAUUCCUAUUCGGUGGACGGCUCCUGAAGCCAUCGCCUACAGGAAGUUCACAUCAGCCAGCGAUGCGUGGAGUUACGGCAUCGUCAUGUGGGAAGUGAUGUCAUACGGCGAGCGACCAUAUUGGGACAUGAGCAACCAGGACGUGAUUAACGCCAUCGAGCAGGACUACCGGCUGCCCCCGCCCCCAGAGUGCCCCUCCUCUCUGCACGCGCUCAUGUUGGACUGCUGGCAGAAGGAGCGAGCCAAUCGGCCGAGGUUCUGCGACGUGGUGGCGUCCCUCGACAGGCUGAUCCGAAACCCCGCCUCCCUGAAGGUGACGCAUCCAGAGGGGCCGAGCCCGUCCCAGCCUCUGCUGGACCAGCGGAUCCCCCCCCCCCUCUCCGCCUGUGCUUCGGUCUCCGAGUGGUUGCGAGCGAUUAAGAUGGAGCGAUACGAGCAGAGCUUCCUGCAGGCUGGCUUCAACAGCCUGGACAUCGUCUCCCAGCUCAACACGGAAGACCUGCUCAGAGUGGGCGUGACUCUUGCUGGCCAUCAAAAGAAAAUCCUCUCCUCUAUCCAGACACUCAGGAUACACAAGGCCCCGCCCACUCUCCUCUACUGACCAAUCACAGUCCUGCCUUACUCUCUAAAGCCAGAACACUCAGGAGGAGUGCUGCCUUUUUUAACUGACCACUGAACUGUGAUACAAAGUGCCUAUUGACCAAUCAGGACCACUCAGCACAAGUGAUGGCCAACCAAUCAGAGGCAUCUGUUGUGACGGACACGUGGGGCACUCAGAAACCUUCAGAAACACUAAACGCGAACUGUCUUCAUCCUUCAGAGUGCUUGACUGAUCUUAACAAGACCCCAUCCUCCCUCUGACCAAUCAGAACAAAGGACCUCUGGUUGGUCAACACUCAGGACCCUGGACCUGACUAAGAGGAGAACCAGGACCGAAAAGGACUACUGGUCCUGAACCACCUCAUGCUGCUGCUGCAUUUAGGAUACAAGACUGUCCACCAUCCAGUACUCAGGAGAACCAAAGCUCAGCCGACUACAAACUGACCAAUCAGCACUAAGCACACUGAGGAUGGAGAGUCCUUUUAAUAACGGAUGCUCUGAUUGGAUGUGAGCCUCUGUUUUUGUCAUCACCCAGCCCACCUGAGUCAGACUGGUUCACAGCCGAGUCCGUGUCACCCAACCUGGAUCUGCUGGUUUUCUGGAGUGGAUCAGGGUGUCCCAGCUCAUGUGGAGCCUGCAGUAACAAAACUAUGGGCCAGUUUAGGACUAAGCUCCAAUCUCUGCUGGAUUCUUCUUGGAAUAUGAAACAAGAGUGGAUGAUUUAUCUUUGAACGUAUGUGAUCGACUCAUGUCAAGCCGGACCUGACCAGCUGAUGGUCCAAAUGAAAGCUCUUAGAUUUGGACGUUUAGGUGGGGGCAAAAGGAUUUCUGUUUUCAGUGAAUGUGCCUGAGUGGAAUAUUAGGACUGUGGAUAUCUCCUUAUACUCUGUCAGGAAUUAUCAGGAUUUUAACCAAACUUUGUUGACGAUUUCUGGAGGAUAUUUUAAUGGAUGUUGUGGAAAAUAGGGAUAAAACCACGCUGGCAUUCCAAAGCAACUGGUCGGUAUGCUUUAAUAAUGUGGAAAUAUCUUUCUGUGGGACAUCAGGAUUUCCUGAUGGGAUUUAUCUUCUAACUUAUGAACAUGAUCUCCAAAAGUUGCAGUGUCAUUCUCUCCAUAACCAGUCAGGAAUUUUCUGGGGUCAGCUUGGAAAGCAACGGUGAACAUUUUGGGGAAAUCUUCAGGUAUCGUCCAGGUACCACGGUUCGUUUUCAAAAAGUAAUCAGAAAAUCCUGAGAGUUUAAUCCAAGUUACUGUGAUUGUCCAGGAGAUGGAAGUCUCUGGAAUACCUGGAAGACUUUGCGGAGCAUUUUCAUCUCUUUAAAGAACUCUUAAAGGGCCUAGAGUUUCUGUGACACCUGCACAUGGAGGGUCUUAUCUUGAUAAAAUGAUCAUAUUCUGAACGUAGAGCCUUUGUUCCCUAAAUGUUCCCAAACUGAUGGAUCUGAAACUCAGUACGUUUACAUGCAGGUAAAAAAGUCUAAGACUAUUUAAAUUCUUCUGAGUUAAGUACAUUUUGUAUUGUGGUAUAGGUGUAUAAAUGCAGUCUAGAACAAAGAAAUGAUUCAGGCUGGCGUAGGUCUGUCGGUCCUGCCUAAGACUCCACUUUGACCUGAAAGUUCAGCAGCAUGCUAAUCAAAUGCUAAGCAUAGCAGACGCUGCAUGGUCAUCUGCCUUCAGCUGUCACCAAAUAUAUAAAAUAUUAAGUAUAGACCGUAUUCACGGUGAGGGUAGAACGGAUCGGGAGAUCGACCGGCAGAUUGGUGCACCAUCAGCAGUUCUGCAGACGUUGAUGUAAAGAGGGAGCUGAGCUGGAAGGCAAAGCCCUCAGUUUACCUGUCGAUCUUCAUUCCAACCCUCACCUGUGGUCACGAACUCUGGGUGAUGACACAAAGACUAGAAUCAAGGACACAAACACCCAAAAUGAGAAUCCUCAGGAGGCCUUAGAGGUAGGUUAAGGAGCUCCUACAUCCAGAGGGAGUUCCAAGUAGAGCCGCUGCUCCUUCGCUUUAAAGAAGCUAGUUGAGGUGGUUCAGGUGAUCAGGAUGCCUCCUGGUCGCCUCUCUGUGGAGGUCUUUGGGGCACGUCCGACUACCAGGACUCACUGGAGGGAUAACAUAUCUUGUCUGGGUUGGGGUCACCUCAGAUUUCCCCAGGAAGAGCUGGAAAUGUUAAGUGGAUUAUUAUCACCUACUGAAGCAGAGACAGACAUGCUGAUACCAGUAAAUCCAGUUUCCUCAUGGGCGUUUACAGGGAGGACUGUUAAAAUACCUGUUCAUGCUAUAACCAGACUUUACUAGGCAUGUAAACGUACCGACUGAUCUUCAUCCUCUAGUGACUCCUCACCUUAAAUCUGUCCUUCAGUGUACAGCACUUGUGAAACAGAACCCGAAGAGUCCCUAAAGAACCGUUAACAGGUCACAGAUCCGUGAGUCUGAGUCCAGGAACAGAAACGAACAAAGACGAGAACUGUUGAUGGUUUUUGUAUUUUAGCACUUUUUAUACCUGACCUUUUAUUGUGAUCAUGUUUUAAGAUUGAUGUUUUUAUACUUCACUCACAUUUCAGGAGAAACUGUCAUUUUAUUUUGUAAAGAAAAGAAAAAUAAAAAAGUGUCUUAUAUUUCAA